GAGUUAGAGAAGACGGAAGAAGAGAGUCACUCGAAGAGAACAACGUCGGAAAGAAAGUUCAAGGACUGUGACUUUGCAGAAUACAUUGUUCGGAAGUAGGAUCUCGUCCUAUUAAACUUUAAGCCGAGGAUUAAGCAUGAAGUUAAGUGCGAUGAGAAAAUUUCGAUAAUCGUUGGAUUACUUUGUGUCGCGUGUGAACUCUGCGGACUAAACUCGUGGACGCAACUCGAGAAGUUGUGCUGACUCCCUAGAGGGUCAUUGAUCGAAAGGAGGAUGUCCCGAAGUUUCCUGGUGGACUCUCUAAUCGGCAACAACUCACCACCCUCGUACCCGCUGCCGUAUUAUGGGAACCAGCUGCCUAAUUACAUGUUCAAUUUUUUCAAUCUGGGAUUGGGCUAUCAACCGAUCAGACCAGUGCCUAGACCACCUACUAUGCCUGUGCCGAUCACUCCACCAGCUCUGACCGUCUUGCCGAUACCUGGACAGAGUCCCCCGUCGCCAUUAAACACCUCAGCCAGCAGACUAUCAGACGUUUCAGCACCUAGCGAAUCACCGUCGCGCAACAGCACUCCGACGCCACCGCCAAAGUCCCCGGGCUCCAUCAGUAACAGCUCGAAGCGCAUCCGAACCGCGUUCACCAGCACUCAGUUAUUGGAAUUGGAGCGUGAGUUCGCCGCGAACAUGUACCUGUCGCGGCUGCGUCGCAUCGAGAUUGCGACCAAUUUGCGUCUGUCGGAGAAGCAGGUGAAGAUCUGGUUCCAAAACCGUCGAGUCAAAUACAAGAAGGAGGACCUGCCGUCCGGUCAGAGCCAAAAGUGUUGCUGCCUGAGAACCUGCGGCAAACGGAAAGACAGUUGCGGCGAGGAGUCGCCCGGACAGAAGUGUGAACAAGAGGAUGACGAAAAGACGUCCCCGAAGAGCGGCGAAAACGGGAAAUCCAGCCGCGGUCCCGUUGAGACUGAACGCCUCGAGCGAUCGAUUGCAAACGAAGACGCACGCUACGAGGAGAAGUUCGACUUCACGAGAAUAAAUCCCAUGCAGGAGCAUCAACUUGUCGGGUACGAAGCGCGGGAUCUCUCUCUGAGUUGCAAGAGGAGUCUGACGGAGGCUGACGUAGGAGACAACAAGAGGCGGAAGAUGGAGGUGGCGGCAAAUUAUCAGACUUCGAAUCCGGAGGCGAUUACAACUCCGGUGUUCAGAAGUAUAGGAUGCACAAAGCACACCGUCGAGAGAAUUGUUAACUCGUAAAUCCUGAAGUCGGUACACAAGUUCUCGAGAUCUGUACUCUGUUUGGAGUUAUAUAGGCAAGGUUUAAAUUCUCGAUGGCUCUGUGCAUAGAUAAUUAAAUAUUACAUGAGUAAAUAUAAAUAUUCUGAAGAAAAGUCUCUAACACCCAAAAA
Messenger RNA from Ooceraea biroi (clonal raider ant), 1400 nucleotides. Its product is annotated as GS homeobox 1. Gene Ontology annotation, molecular function: sequence-specific double-stranded DNA binding; DNA-binding transcription factor activity, RNA polymerase II-specific. Gene Ontology annotation, biological process: regulation of DNA-templated transcription. Gene Ontology annotation, cellular component: nucleus. NCBI's taxonomy places the organism in Eukaryota, Metazoa, Arthropoda, Insecta, Hymenoptera, Formicidae. The record is from RefSeq and is a predicted model, not a curated record.